AUAAAUCAGAUAUAGUUACAGAGGGCAUUCAAACUUGGUUUAUAAUAGAUUGUACUCAAAGCAUGCUUAAUUCGGUUCAAAAAGGCUUAUAAACUUGGGACGAAUUACAAGGUACAGUAAAACACGGACAAUGGGAGUUCUAACUAUCGCUGGACGGAUAGUGCUGGUUGUCCUGAACAUCAUCCUUAUCAUUGUAUCGCUUCUUCUAAUUGUUUUUGGAUUCAUCCUAAAGUUCGGAAAUGAAAUUGUACGACCUUAUAUUAAAGAGACGUUGGAGUCAAUCGAGAAUGCUGCCAAAAACGUGUACAGCGACAGCGAUUUCAACACGGAAGCGUUCGAUAUUGGUGCUAUGCUGUCUGACCUGACAGUUGUUAUGAUCGUGGUCGGCGUUGCUCUCCUUGCUUUCUCCUUUGUUGGAUGUUGCAGCGCGUGUUGUAACAUCAGCACUCUGGCUCUUGUGUAUGCCAUCGUUCUUAUUGUGCUCCUGUUGGCCCAGGUCAUUUUGGUCAUCCUUGUGUAUGCUGCUCCUGGUCUGCUAAAGGAUAACCUCAACAAGGGCCUCGACAAGACGUUUGACAAAUACGAGGGCCUCAAAAGCAAAACCACAACAUCUGUUGGCUGGAACUGGGCCAUGCAAUAUUACGAUUGCUGCGGAGGCCGUAGCUACAAAGAUUUCGAAAACAAGGGUACAUGGAAAGUGAAUGACGCUACUGGGCAGAGCUUCGUUCUGCUUACUCCCGUUGCGUGUUGCAAGGCUCUACCUGGAGACGGUGCUGGCAUCGAUGACUGCGCUGGAGACACAGACAACGCGGCUUUUGACACGAUUGCUGAAAUAAGUGCAAACUCUAAUGCUGAAAAGGGUUGCACGGAGGCAAUUUUCAAGAAGGUCAUCACAGACAACAAUGUGGGAUUUCUGACCGUGAUUGGCAUAUUUUUCGCUUGUCAGAUUGCACUGAUCAUUUUUGCAAUGCUGAUCUUCAAAGACCGUGGAAUAACUGGUGGCCUUGUCUAAAAGGGAGAUAACCUUCUUCACUACAUUAUCCUUACUUGUCAGAGUUAUUCUCAAUGAAAGGUCGUUAUCAAUAUAGACAGAAAAUUAUCUUAUGCUGUGGUGAAGUUAAUACAUAACAGUUCACUCGUAAAAUUCUUUACUCAUGAAAGAAUCAUUAGCUUUUCUUAUUUAGAGUAUAAUUUUCAUACAACGCGAGCGUCCACCACGUUUACAACCUUGCUUUCUAUAGUUUGACACAGUUCGAUAUAACGUUAUUAUGAUAUGUUUUCAAUUAAAUGGAAUACUAAUAUGUUAAAUACACCGGACACGUAUUCCAGAUGACGAUUAGGUCUUUCCGUUAUCAUUUCUUUUGUUUUGCUGGUUGAAAAUGUACAUACACUUGAAACCUGUUGGCUCGAACUCCCAGAAACCGGCGAAAAUACAUCGAGCCUCGAGAAAUUCGAGCCAAGCGGUACCAGGUAAUGCUUACAUUUAGAAGACAAAAAUCGGUCCUUAACAUUCAGGAAAUCGAGCCAAGCGGGUUCGAGACAGCGGGAUAACUGUAGUUAUUUUGUUAUAACGUUGUCCUGAUAAUUUCAUAUACGUACCACACAUUUUUCAAAACUGUUUUGUAAUAAAUGUAGGACUUGGGUCGUAGGCUUAUCAGCCCUUUCUUUACACAGUAACGCUAUGCAUUAAACACACGUAAUUCCAAAUUAAUUUGAAAUAAAAACAACACUAUGUUGUUUAGAUACACAAUCAUUCUGAGACCAUCCCUUAUCUAAGUUUACAAAUCUUUGUAUUAAUACUAACUUAAACUUUAAUAACAAAUUGUACGUCAAUAUCGGAAGAAAAAAGGAAUAUAUUACAGCAUAAUGCGUCACGUCAGACUAAAAUAGCAAUGUUGAAAUCAAAAAGUUUCGUUUCUUGAAAAGGGUCGGAGUGACGACCCCUAUAUGGCGCCCCUGUACAAAUGCAAAAAAAAACAACAACUGCUCCAGUGAUUGGCAUUUAUUAUCAUAUUAUUUAAGACAGUUUUAACACUAAUUAUGUUAAACAUAGUACGUCCGUCCACAUCAUAAUUAGUUCAUGCUUUGUUUUGUAUUAAAAUAUGUUUUUGCUUUUGUAUACUCUUUCAUUAUUAUUUGUUAAAAGAUUUGAUCAUGGUCAUAUUGACCUUUCUGUUAUAUUCACAUUCCAUGAAUAAAUGAUAGAAGUGUG
Messenger RNA from Mya arenaria, 2212 nucleotides. RefSeq names its product CD63 antigen-like. The transcript has 9 exons. The record is from RefSeq and is a predicted model, not a curated record. Lineage: Eukaryota; Metazoa; Mollusca; Bivalvia; Myida; Myidae. Gene Ontology annotation, cellular component: membrane. Bases 131 to 1012 code for a protein of 293 amino acids.